AUGCUUCUUCGGAUGGUUUGGAGAAGUUGUGCCGAUCCAGAAGUUCUUCAACACUUCAUUGUGGAGCACAUGGAUUUGAAAGUCGAGGAUAAGGAUGAAAGAUGCUCAGAGGAUUGCUUCAGAAAAGAAGGUUCUGGAUCCGAGGUGUUGCUGUAUGUCGCCAAAGCGUUUCUGAACGAUCUGCUGCUCCGAUCAGAAACAUUGAUCACUGGAUUCUGCGAACGAGAGUUAAUUGAAAAGCUCAUGGAAUACUCGACACAACCAGACGGCCGAUUGUACACUGAAGAACAACAAGAAAGACCAAGCGGAAUUCAAAAAUCGGCUAACCAGAUUCCAAUGAGCCGACUGUUCCACAUUGCUCAUGCAAGAAGUACUGCAAAAGACGAUAGAGCAAUCGGACGUGAUCAAUGUGAAGAGAACAAAUAUGUGACAAUGAGGAUUGUGAUUGCAGUACAAAUUCUUGUGACAAUUAUAGUAUGUCCAAAGUCGUGUGCUCUGAAAAAGGCUGGAUGUAAAAACCAAGUCUUCGAAGAAUACCGACAACUACGAGGCAAACGCUUUUUUGCCAAAUCCUCUGAAGACAAAGGAACUGGACAAAAUGAGUUCAUCAUUCCUUACAACGGAGAAAUCAUCAUUUCUAUUCCUGAGCUUCAAAUUCGAAUACAAGGAAAAUGGUGA
Caenorhabditis briggsae is the source of this 678-nucleotide messenger RNA. Bases 1 to 678 code for a protein of 225 amino acids. Lineage: Eukaryota; Metazoa; Nematoda; Chromadorea; Rhabditida; Rhabditidae. The record is from RefSeq and is a predicted model, not a curated record. The transcript has 3 exons.